Molecule: messenger RNA, 975 nt
Organism: Serendipita indica DSM 11827
Lineage: Eukaryota; Fungi; Basidiomycota; Agaricomycetes; Sebacinales; Serendipitaceae
Source: the annotation of a GenBank genome assembly
AUGGUUAAGAUCGAUGGGCCAAUCCAGUUGGACCCCAUCUCUCCCCAUGUCGCUGAGAGAACAUUUGCCCGCUCAAGAAGAAGGGAAAAUCUAAAAGACACUCCAUACGCUCGUGAUCCAGAUCUCGCGUAUGAUCGCACACGCAAUAACCUUCUCGAAGGCCCUGCGAUUGCAAAGGCGGUGACCGAGGCGACUCUUCCUGGACCUAUGAAGGCAGUUUGCGAGCUCGGUAUUUCUCUUCCUGGAAACGACAAAGCCUCAAAGAAAUUCACCAGAGGCUCUCUACCCAUAUUGAAUCUUGAUGAAAGCAUUGGGACGUUGCCUCCGAGACAUCGGCCAGCGGCGAUUGCCGAAUUCAAACACGCGCAACAGCAAUACGUAGCUGGCCUGAAAGUCAUCGGGACAGGCUCAAAGACAUGCUCGCCCAACGAGGCAGCGUCACCUUGCGUAGCAUCCUCGGAAAGAUUGCAGACGCACGCAUUGAUCCAGAUCAUUGCAUCGAUCAAGGAAGAGAUUGCCCAGCCUCGAAAAUCUUUCUGUAGGCAAUCGCAAACUGCGGUACCGACUGACUCGACGUUUCAGGAAGCGACAUCAAGAUCCAUGAUUGUCCUUCAAGAGGAAGCAUGGAAGAUGGCCAGCCUGGGCCUGAGCAGGCCCGACCCAUGGGUACUCAGCACCAGCUCUGCUUGCCUGGGACGCGGACUUCAGUUCUCCAAGAGAUCCGCAACUGGCUACUGGCGAAGAUCUGGGAAAGCCUAUCUUUGGCUUUGCGACAUCGGUGGACGGUUUAUCCAGUUUAUUUUUGCCCGUUUCUUCUUCUCGAAGAACGCUCGUUCGACAUCAGAGACGGACAUUGUCUGUACAAAACUUGCUAAAGACCUCGGCUCAAAGGACGACACCAUCCGGGCUUAUGUCAAAGACGCAUUCGAGAAGGACGAGGAGCUCGGCACGAGACCAUUAUCUUACCAGUUUUGA